Molecule: messenger RNA, 2235 nt
Organism: Bacidia gigantensis
Lineage: Eukaryota; Fungi; Ascomycota; Lecanoromycetes; Lecanorales; Ramalinaceae
Exons: 1
Coding region: 1-2235 (744 amino acids)
Molecular function (GO): protein binding
Source: RefSeq, a predicted model, not a curated record
AUGAGUAAGUCAGCAGACUCAGAUCGCCAAAUACAAGAACAGAAUCAGCAUACUAGGGGUCGCAUAGCUCCCAAAUUGCCAGCAACAAGGACUCCGAUGCCGAGGAGCCAAGUUCGACAGCGAGUAGCUGUAGAAGCGACUGACAGGUCAGUGCGUGGCUCUCCAAAACCUGCUUUUUCUAGCAGUAGGGAUUCAAAGCAUCCAACAAAGCGGCCCGGAACACUUAGCGACGAAAAGCCAAAAGGAAAGAUAGAGACGUCGACAAAAUUCUCCUCUAUCACAGAUUCUCCUAAAUCUUCUGCCGCGCUACGCCAGACUAUUGCCAAAGCUAAGGCAGCACAUCGUACUGGUUCGACAUUUCCAAAUGCUCCUGGUGCUGCAUUUGGAAAUGAUUCGUUUCCAGAAGUCAUACUCAGCGGUAAUAAUAGCGCAUCUCUCAACAAACGCAUAAGAUCUGCUCGAAUGGACGGUAAAUUGAACAUCGCUGCGAUGGGCUUGAAACAAUUACCCGCCGAGAUCCUCAGCAUGUAUGACAUGAAUGAUGAUAUCGCAGAUGGGUCAUGGGCGGAAAGCGUAGAUCUCGUUAAGCUAAUAGCGGCAGACAAUGAAAUAACUUAUAUCGAGGACAGCCUUCUCCCUGUGGGAAAGCCUGAGACUUUUGCAAAUGGAGAAGAGGACUCUCAAGGAUUAGUACUAGCAUCGCUUGAGAACCUUGAUAUGCACGGAAACCUGCUCCGAACAUUGCCACAUAGAAUGGAGAACCUUCAGUGUUUGACAAUACUCAACUUGUCGCGGAACCGGAUUGACAAUGAAGAUCUGAAGACAAUUGGGAGAAUCCGGACUCUGCGUGAGCUGCACGUUGCGGAAAACAUGGUCAAAGGAUGUGUAAAUCAUGAGCUAUAUGGCCUAUCAAGGCUGGAGUCAUUGGAUCUGUCUUACAAUGCCAUCACACAAAUCUCGCGUGGUAUUGCUAGGCUCUCAAAUCUACACACCCUCAAAAUGGCGGGAAACAAGAUAACAAGCCUACCUGCGGAUUUGGUGGAAGUGACUGCGCUUAAGGACCUGGAUGUCUCGCAGAAUAGCUUACGAGGCUCGUUAUUACCAGUCUCGGUCAAAAGAUCAAUAUCACUGAAAAUCAUCGACGCCUCCUUCAACGCCCUAGAUUCAAUUACAGGUUGUGAAAACUUGAAAAUCCCUGCCUUGCAGAUUCUCAAGAUAUCUCAGAAUAGACUAACAUCCCUGGCGGACGUUUCAUGCUCACCUGAAUUGACAACUCUUGUUGCUGACGGCAACAAGCUCGCGUCUAUACCAGAAGGUUUUGCUAGCUUGACCAAAUUGAGGAACGCAGAUCUUUCUCGGAAUGACAUACGCCAUGUGGAUGAUCAUAUCGGUCUGAUGGAAAAUCUCGUCGUCUGUUCCUUGGCAAACAAUCCACUGAGGGAGAGAAGGCUGCUGAACAUGAAUACCGAGGAUUUGAAGCGCGAGUUGCGAAGCAGGCAUUGCCAAUCGAGUGCCAGCAACAAAGAAAAUGCGGGUUCUGGCCAGAAUAAUGAUGAAAAAGAAGGGGAGCAAGGAGAAUUGCCCUCAAAUAUUUGGUCAAUUCAAGCAGGCGGGGUUGUUGAUCGGUCGCGAAGCAAUAUCGCAGACAUUGAGGCCACUGAUCUUCAAGGGCUAGCCGAAAGUGGAUCAGUUAAAACUUGUCUUCUCCACCAUAAUAUGCUCCCCAUUGUCCCUCUGGUUCUCGACUUACUAGCUGACACACUCGUUUCGCUUGAUAUAAGUCACAAUAAAUUACAAGGUGACAAGUAUCUGCUCGAAGUCUUAUGCCUACCAAAGCUUAGAGUACUGGAUCUAUCAGCAAACGCCAUCGGCUCGUUGGAACCGCUUCUCUCUGCAUUGACCGCACCGUCAUUAUCAGAGUUGAACGUAUCCCGAAACCGUUUGGUGAAGCUCCCAGAGCUUCGCUCGCAUUUUCCUUUGUUGACGUCUAUUUUCGCUGCAGACAACAGCAUCUCCGAUUUGUCUUUCGAAUCUGUGAGGGGCUUGCAAAGUUUGGACGUCAAAAGUAAUGAGAUCAGCUUUUUAGAACCAAAGAUAGGGGUACUAGCUUAUGAAGGUCUGCGAAUGUUCUUGGUCGAUGCGAAUAUAUUUCGGGUGCCGCGACGAGAUAUAGUAGAAAAGGGUAGCGAAGCUAUUCUUACUUGGCUAAGGAGUAGAAUUGAAGAUGAUGCCUGA